Molecule: messenger RNA, 3924 nt
Organism: Teleopsis dalmanni
Lineage: Eukaryota; Metazoa; Arthropoda; Insecta; Diptera; Diopsidae
Gene: Dyrk2
Product: dual specificity tyrosine-phosphorylation-regulated kinase 2
Exons: 9
Coding region: 369-2585 (738 amino acids)
Biological process (GO): peptidyl-threonine phosphorylation; peptidyl-serine phosphorylation
Cellular component (GO): nucleus
Molecular function (GO): ATP binding; protein serine/threonine/tyrosine kinase activity; protein serine/threonine kinase activity
Source: RefSeq, a predicted model, not a curated record
UUGCAUUAUUUAGUGAAGCGUGUACGGAGUAUGGUGUUGCUGUACUUAGAGUGUUAAUUUUGAAUUUGAUGUGAUGAAAUUAAGAUUUUAACAAAAAUUUAUAAUUAUUUAAAAUAAGUGAAUAGAAUAUAUGUGGGAUUUCUGUUAAAUAAGUUUGAAACAGUAAACACACUUCACUGAAUUCAGAUAUCAAUUAAAAGAAAGCAGCGCCCAACAAUUUCAAAUGAGCGCGUCUCCGGUAACUUUUGAAAAAGUUUCUUAAGUUUAACGUUCAACCGAAAAAUAAGAAAAACUAUAUACCCACCAGCGUAGGGUUAAACCUGUCAAAAUUCCAAGCAAACAGUGCAUUUACCACAAAUACAAGGAAAAUGUUGGAUCGAUGCGAAAUGCCAGUACAGCUCGAUAAAGACAAAUACCGUCGCGAUCGCGAUAGUCGCAUAAAUAACCAACGACUGGAUUUGCCGAAUUUGUGCAAUGGCGGUGCCGUACGUGGUUCUCCACGUGUUGCCCGUUAUAUGGAUGCGCAUAAUAAUCACACAAAUCAUCACCAGCGUAGUCCCACAACUACAAAUGGCAUAUCCCAUAACAGCAGCAACAACAAUAAUAAUAUAAGCUCCCCAGUAUCAUCGAAUACUGUUUCUUCACAUGGAAAUAGCUCAAGCGGUGAACGCGGCUCCUCAACUAAGUCAAUCAGUAGCAGUGGCAGCGGUAAUUCUGGUGAUAGCGAACUAAAAUGCGCCACACCAAUGACACCUACAGAACUUAUCAAGAAGUACCGCACUUAUUUAACUGACUUGGAAUUUGAAGAGCUGAAAGUUUACAAGGAAAUUUGGUAUUUUGGUCAAAAUGCCAGUAAAAAUUUCAAUUCAACAAGUUCAACCAACAACUCUGGUUAUGAUGAUGAAAAUGGCAAUUAUAAAAUUAUUGUACAUGAUCAUAUUGCAUUUCGUUAUGAGAUUUUGGAAGUGAUUGGCAAGGGAAGUUUUGGUCAAGUCAUACGUGCUUUGGAUCAUAAAACCAAUAUGCAUGUUGCUAUAAAAAUUAUACGCAACAAGAAGCGUUUUCUAAAUCAGGCUGUUGUCGAGCUCAAUAUACUGGACGAUUUACGUGAAAAGGAUGCUGAUGGAUCUCAUAAUGUUAUACAUAUGCUGGAUUAUACAUGCUUUAGAAAGCAUUUAUGCAUUACUUUUGAACUGAUGAGUCUUAAUUUGUAUGAAUUAAUCAAAAAGAAUAACUAUAAUGGUUUCAGCAUGAGUCUAAUACGCCGUUUUUGUAAUUCAAUUGUUAAGUGUUUACGUUUAUUAUACAAAGAGAAUAUCAUACAUUGUGAUUUGAAACCGGAAAACAUACUCUUGAAACAACGCGGCAGCAGCUCAAUCAAAGUAAUAGAUUUCGGAAGUUCAUGUUAUGUUAACCGUAAGAUUUACACUUACAUACAAUCACGUUUCUAUCGUUCACCAGAAGUUAUAUUGGGUCUUCAAUAUGGUACAGCUAUUGAUAUGUGGAGUUUGGGUUGCAUACUGGCUGAACUAUACACUGGUUUUCCAUUAUUCCCGGGUGAAGAUGAGGUCGAACAAUUGGCUUGUAUCAUGGAAGUGCUCGGUCUACCACCGCGCGAUGUUGUUGCAUCAGCUACACGCCGUCGUUUGUUCUUUGAUUCACGCGGGACCCCACGUUGCAUCACCAACACUAAGGGACGUAAACGUUCACCAGGCACCAAAACAUUGUCACAGAUUUUACUCUGCAAUGAUCGUUUCUUCAUUAAUUUCUUACAUCGUUGCUUGGAAUGGGAUCCAGCGGAACGUAUGACACCUGAGGAAGCAGCACAUCAUGAAUUUUUGCAGCCAUCUUCUUCGAGUCGCCAUCGUAACUGCCGUAUGAGCACAUCUUCGUCGACUGGAGGUCUCAGUAGCUCGUCACAAAAGUCUUCUUGCUAUAAUUUUGCUGAAAUAUCACCACCAGUAGAGAAUAGCAGUGUUCCCAAUAAUGGUAAUGGCCCAUUGGUUGCAUCUAUAACUAAUACUACAGUUAUAAGUAAUGCAGCUAUUACAAAUACCACAAAGCAAGGACAACGUACAACGAAAAAUUCUCAUCCAAAUAACGGUAUGCAUAUGAUGAUGCAGUCAUCUAGCCAUUUGCCUGAUAUUAAACUGAGUGCAAGUGACAAAUAUAAUAGCAUGCAGAAGGUAGCUGUACGUUCCAAGAUUGCUUCGUCUGUUUCUGAUCUCGAAUCGGUGCCACAAUAUUCUUUACAUCGCAUGUAUGGCGCAGAUGGCUCCAAUGGUGCCAGUGGUGUCAGUGGUACAACUGCACAUGGCCACGCACAAUCAUCCACACGUAAGCAUUUGAUUACUAGUGGCAAUAUCGGCAAUACAGCCAGUAAAUAUGGCGCCACUACCCUAUCGCACUCGCACCACAGCGGCAGUCAUCACAGCGGCAUGGCUAGCGGCGUUAGUAUUGGCAAUACCUUGCAGCAUAACAAUAACAAUAACAGUAACAGUAAUAGUAACAAUAAUAGUAAUAAUAAUAAUAUGUCACACUCACAGUCCACUGGUGAUGUGUCAGCAAUUUUUGGACGUGCUUGACUUCGCGCCCGACCCACAAAACUCGAGCUCAAAAAAUGCAAACUAGUCAAUAUGGUGGAUUUUUGGAGCUAGAAGUGGAAGUAAGGGGGAGUUUAGGGGAGUAUAGGAGAGUAUAUUUGAAUGUGCGUUGAAGUAUGAAAUCAGCGUGUGGUGAUUUUAUGUAGCUGUGUUGAAUAUAACUUUGUAAUUUGAGGUGAUGAACUUUCCUCUCUUUCGUUUUUUCUUAUUAAUAUUUAUUUUUGUUAUAGAAGUGAGACUCUUUUAAUAUUUACAUAAUAAAUGUGUGUUCUAACAAUAUAUAUAUAUUUAGAUUCCUUAAAUCAUUUAUAAUAUAGUAUGGUGUAUAUGUAUAAAGGUUACAUAAAUUGCGCUGUGGUGAAUAGAGCAAUUGUUGUGGCACACUUGAACAAAGCACAAUAUAGCUUUAAUUUUUUUUUGUUUUUUCCUUUUUUUUUUUAGAUAUAUAGAUACUAAGAAAAUUAUUAAAUCUAUUAGAACUUAAGUAAAGAAUUUAAGCACAAUGUUGUAGUGUAAAUACGGGAUUGUGAUUUAUUUUCGUACUGAAUUGAGUGGACUCCAAAAAAAACAGAAUUUACGUAAUCUUAUUAGAUUUUGUAUAGUCUAGUUCUUAGAUAAGUGACGUGCAUGUUAUUUUUUGUGAGUUGAAAAGGCAAGAAUAGUUAUAUUAUUUUUCACCAUAUUAUGGUGUAGAAGUAAUCUACAGUUCUUCAGGUAUUGAAACUGACAGAGGGAACGCGUGUAGUUAGUUAAAAGUAAAGUUAAAGGAAAAUGUCUAUGUCUUUAUUUUAUGCGACAUAAAUACAUUUGUGUAAUGAAUAUAAAUAUCUGCAUUAUCAAAUAUCUAUAAGUAGUAUCUAUAAGUAACUAUAACUAAGAAAGUCUCACUUCUCAAGAGUACUCACCUCAAAAUAUAUCAUUAAUUAAUUAAAAUAUCUUAUUUAUAAGUACCAAAUAUAUAAACAAUAAUAUAGCUGUGGUGAACAUAACUAAUAUAAAUUGAAUUUUUUCUACGAACAUAACAAAAUUAUUUAAUUAAUAGUGAAUAUUUUAAUCGUUCUUUUCGAUUUAUUGCUGUUAAUAAGUAAAAAAUUAAAAACAAAAUAAAACUUUUAUCGUAUUUAAAUAUAAGUAAAAUAAAAAACUAUGUCUGUCACACACACUAUGAAUACAAUAAAUAAGCUCAUGUAUUGGUUGCAUAUAAUGACCCUGUAUACUAUAAGCAAUUAAAUAGUAACAAAGAACAAUGUUAGUAACUUUUCCCACAUUUUAUACAUAAACUGUCAUUUUAUAGACCAGAUAUGUAAUUUUUAUUGCCAAU